AUGUCGAGGAAGAACAACCGGCACAAGAUCAAGGCGCAGUAUGAGCUGGAGGUCGAGCGAGAGCGACAGCGCAAGGAGAAGCUCAUAAAGAAGCGCGAGCGGAAAGCGAGUGCCCUGAAGAGCAAAGGAGAGACAGUGGUAAAGAAAGUGUCCAACAAAGUGCUGAGGAGAAUGCGCAUUCGACAGAUGGAGCAGGAGGCGCGUGACGGGAUGGACGAAGACGACGGCGCGGACGAGAAGAAGAAGAAGAAGCAGAAGAAGCGAACGGCCGACGAGAUGGCGAUGGAGGAAUAG
Messenger RNA from Hyaloperonospora brassicae, 294 nucleotides. The record is from the annotation of a GenBank genome assembly. Lineage: Eukaryota; Oomycota; Peronosporomycetes; Peronosporales; Peronosporaceae.